ACUCCGCUCCCGCCGCCAGCUCGCACCACACCGGGCCAGCACCAGCGGGCAGCGAUGCUUCGGCUUCCUGUCCCCUCCCCCGUGUCCCCAGCCCAGUGUCACCACCCCCGUGUCCCCAGCCUGUGCACCCCCGGCUCUGCCGUCGCAUGGAGGACGAGGACGGCUACCUGGUCUUAGAGCGAUGGUGCAAGCGGGGGUCUGCGGGGAGGUGCCCACCCCGGCAGGACGCAGCAGCAGGAUCUGGCUUUCAAGGAUCCCAGAGGGUCCCCGCAGCAUCCCCCCGCUGUCCCUGCCGCCUCCUCGAGGCCCUGACGGCCACCCUGGCGCUGUCCCUCGUGCUCUGCAUCUCCUGGUGGGCGGCACAGCGGUGGCAGCCCAAGGGGACUGCAGGUUACGGGAACGCCACGCUGGGAACUGCCUAUUCGGGCUGGGACGGCAUCGUCAGGGAGCUGCGGAGGAUCCUGUGUCCGCCCCGAGAGAGAGAUGGAUGCCGGCUGUGCGCCGUGGGCUGGAGGCUGAUCGGGAACAAGUGCUACUGGAUUUCCGACGGCAUGAACCCUUGGAGCAAGAGCCGGGAGGACUGCGGGAAUCGGGGGUCCAUGCUGCUGGUGCCGUGGGACCAGGAUGAGCUGGAAUUCCUAAAUGAAAGCCUGCAGAAACCCACACGGCACUUCUGGAUCGGCCUCUCGGUGCCUGUGGCCGGGACGGGCUGGAUGUGGGAGAACGGCUCCGACCUCGACCAGGAGCACUUCCAGCUGGACCUCGGGAAGCGAGGACCUGGAGCCUGUGGAACGCUCAAGGGGAGUGGGAUCGUCUCUCAGGACUGCAACACAAGGCUGCAGUGGAUCUGCAAGAGAGAAUCUGCCGAGAUCUGAGCCUGCAUUGCACGCCAAAACCAGCGUUAUUAAUGCAGGGAAAAUCCCAAUUUCCGCGGUUCCGGCAGCUCCCGCGGGGAUGGGCAGAGUCGCAACCGGUGAAAUCGAUCUAAAAAACCGAAUAAAACCUAAAACUAA
Catharus ustulatus (Swainson's thrush) is the source of this 1013-nucleotide messenger RNA. RefSeq names its product killer cell lectin-like receptor subfamily F member 2. NCBI's taxonomy places the organism in Eukaryota, Metazoa, Chordata, Aves, Passeriformes, Turdidae. The transcript is spliced from 6 exons. The record is from RefSeq and is a predicted model, not a curated record. The coding region runs from base 147 to 875 and encodes 242 amino acids.